Molecule: messenger RNA, 1176 nt
Organism: Raphanus sativus (radish)
Lineage: Eukaryota; Viridiplantae; Streptophyta; Magnoliopsida; Brassicales; Brassicaceae
Product: agamous-like MADS-box protein AGL86
Exons: 1
Coding region: 8-1102 (364 amino acids)
Biological process (GO): positive regulation of transcription by RNA polymerase II
Molecular function (GO): RNA polymerase II cis-regulatory region sequence-specific DNA binding; DNA-binding transcription factor activity, RNA polymerase II-specific; protein dimerization activity
Source: RefSeq, a predicted model, not a curated record
GAUAAUCAUGGUGAGGUCCAGGGUGAAGUUAUCACUCAUACCUGACAAAACAUCAAGGAGAACAACGUUCAAGAAGAGGAAGGCAGGGUUUAUGAAGAAACUCAACGAGCUUGUGACUCUCUGCGGCGUCAAAGCAUGUGCGGUCGUCUACAGCGAUCAAAACGAUACGAACCCGGAGGCUUGGCCGUCAAGGGCAGAAGCUGGGGAGGUGAUUUCCAAGUUUAUGGAGUUUCCGGAGGUGGAAAGGGACAAGAAGAUGUACGACCAAAAGAGGUACACGUUGGAGAGGAUCAGCAAAGAACAAGCGACACUCCAGAGGCUGCAAGAGGAGAACCGAGAGUUUGAACUUAAAGAGAUUAUGUUCAAUCUUAUCAAAGGGAAGAGGAUGAUGCAGCAUCAUUCUAAUGAUGCAAGUUUUCUUUAUGAUCUGACUAAGUUCAUUGACUUUAAUGUCAGUGAGCUAACUAAGAGGAUCCAUCUGCUUCAGGCUAACGGUGAGCCAAUUUCGUUUCUUCCUCUUGAUGACGGUGAUGUGGAUGCAGCUCAUCCUGCUGUUGGGGAUGUGAAUCCUAUUGCUGGUGCAGAUGUUGCUGCCGUAAGGAUGCCUUACGGAUUUAACUUUGAUCAUAUUCAAAAUAUGAAUAUGAAUGUGAACCAACAAGCUCCUGCAUAUCAUAUUCCAUAUCAGAAUAUGAAUCAGCAAGAGUUGUUUCGCAACCAGGUUCCAACUAACUUUUCUGGUCAUGUUCAAUAUCCGAAUAUGAUGAAUUAUCCAGAGCAGUUUCAAUACCAAGUGCCUAAUAAUGUUUAUGAUCAUAAUAAACAUGGAUUCUAUGGUUUGAACCAGGGUAUGGGUUUGGAUUUGGAUCCUAAUCUGAGUGAGAGUUUCAAUCAGUAUCCAAAUCUACAUGAUCAACCGUGCAUGAACCAAUGGAUGGCACAACCACAGCAGACGAGUUAUGCCGAAGAUCUUGCAACCCUUGCUUCCAUGGAUGACGACUACAACAACUACCAUCAACUACCAAGCACCAGUUACAUGCCUCCCAUGGAUCUUCCUGCUCCUAACACCAACAACUUGCCUACUAGGUUUGGUUUGGAUUGAGUUUUGUUAUUGUUUGCAUUUGUCAGUUUUUCAUAUUAAAAGAUAACAUUAUAUAUGAUGUCUUUUCUAAAAUA